AUGAAAUUCAGAUUGAAAUGGCAGAGCUCAAACGAUGUUAUUUCGGCUUCCGAUCACGAAGAUGUUGAAGCUACUCCUGUUGCGAUGUUGAAAAACAGUGUUGAGGUGGGUUGGGGUAAACCAACCAUGAUUGAAUCAGAGGCGCUAUUGUUCAAAGCAACCCUUGAAGAUACUAAUAAUAAGAUAUUCAUACUCGUCUCUGACAGUUGUGUCCCACUAUAUAAUUUCGGUUAUAUUUACAAAUAUAUAAUGUCAUCUCCAAGAAGCUUUGUGGAUAGCUUUAUUGAUGAUGCCACAGAAAAACGUUAUUAUCCAGAAAUGUCCCCUGACAUACCUAAGACAAAUAGCAUAAACGAUCCCAGAUCAUUUUCUGGAUUACAUUGGUUAGAAGGCAUGCAGAGGUUGUUGCAUAUGAUCAGAGGCAACCACUUCUAG
Molecule: messenger RNA, 435 nt
Organism: Lactuca virosa
Lineage: Eukaryota; Viridiplantae; Streptophyta; Magnoliopsida; Asterales; Asteraceae
Source: the annotation of a GenBank genome assembly